CAAACUCCUUAUUUGUCGAAGAAGUACUGGGGCUACUAUUCAGAACAGCCGACCUUAGUAGCUCCAGGAAAGAUCCGACACCCGUUACCCUCAACGGAAAAUCGCCUUUCAGUUCGUAUAGAACGAUUAGAGUUUCGUAUAUAACCGACCAGAAGUUCUUCAUCAACAAUACUGCAUUAUGGGAAUAUCUAGUACCUUCAAGUCCUCACAACUGCACAUUCCGGUAUUUAGUUGGAUCGAUGAUGGCGUGGCUACUCAUGCAAGAUAUACCCAGAAGGAAGAAAUUUCGAAGCACUGUCCCAAGUAGUCAUUUCACAAUAUUCUAGUUCUUCUUCCACACUAUUUGCAACUGGUUUAACUGUAAAUAUGCUCUUCACCACAGGAUUUAGGCCUUACGCUAUUGUGAGUGAGCGAAACCUAAUGUCUGUUAGUACCUUAAAAUGAGUACCAACUUUCGCUAACGUGUACUCGAUGAUGCUCAUCCUUUCUGGAGUACUUCUCUCUCACUCUCAUCGCCUAAAGUUGGAGGGUUUGUAUGUUGUUGUAAACCUAUCCAUUUUUUCGCACCCAUCACACAUCUGCCGAAGAAAAUGUAUGCUCACCCUGUCCCUCAGGCUCCAUCAGCUUGCUAGUAUAUCCGGGUUACAGACCGGACCGUGGCGGCUCUGUUGUCGGGACAGAAUAUAAACAGUUUCGUAACACAGCCAUGUGUGUAUGUGUGCAUGCAGUACAGUGUGUACACAUUCAUGUGGCAAGACAGGAUGAACUAGGAUUAGUGUGCCGUACCUUAUCUCGUACCUGCGACAUGCGGCGAGCUCGCGGCUUGUGCAACGUGUGCGGCCACGAUAGCUGGGUGUGACCUGUUAUCACCUCACUGAUAGUGAUAACGUCGCCACACACACCGCAACUCGACACCGCUCCGCCUGGUCGCCGACUACAUAGCACUGCCGUGUUUCGCGGUUGUUAUCGCGACGGUUCUGGACGGUAGUUGGCUUCCAUGCUUGUCGACCGCGGCGCCCUCCUCGCCCAAAGUGGCCGGAAGCCGGGAAAGAGUAAGAAAGCCAACCAGAAUCUCUUGAGCUGUUGUGAUUGUAGGAAAGCUCGGCGGAAAGACAAGGAUGCUACCUCGCUCAACACUGAUGAACCUAAACUCUACCUGGAGGAGACGGUGUUGGAGCGGAAACUCCCCGACAUCGACCUGCGGGUGCUGGUCGACCUGCCGGCAGGCCUCGACUAUAACGAGUGGCUCGCUUCACACACGAUUGCAUUCUUCGAUCACAUAAACCUAGUGUACGGUACUAUCAGUGAGUUCUGCACAAUGUCCGGCUGUCCUGACAUGACGGGUCCAGGUCUCAGAACGUAUUUAUGGUUCGAUGAGAAGGGGAAGAAAACAAGGGUUGCUGCACCUCAGUACAUAGAUUACGUUAUGACGUUCACGCAGAAAACUAUCAGUGAUGAAACUAUUUUCCCUACCAAGUAUGCUAACGAAUUCCCAAGUUCAUUCGAGUCAAUCGUUCGAAAAAUCCUCCGUCUCUUAUUUCACGUAUUGGCACACCUGUACCACUGUCACUUCCGUGAGGUGGUACUGCUGAACCUGCACGCACACCUUAACUGCGUGUUUGCGCAUCUGACGCUAUUCAAUGCGCGAUUCGAGCUGAUCGAAGCCCGAGAGACGGAGAUCCUCAAUGACCUGGUGAUCGCCCUGAAGAUACUGGAGCCUGAACCGCCAGCGGAAGUCACCGAGCAGGUCAUCACCACCAACAUCAGCUCUGCCCCUAUACUGCCGGAGAAUACGGCACUCCUAUUGGCCAAUCAGGAAGUCAUCGCCCAAAUCGGCCACUAGUUAAUAUUGUUUCCUAUUUUUGUUGGCUUUUAUUUUUUUAAUAAACCUCUAGCAAGUUUUAAGGUUUUAUCAACCGUAUUUAUUUGAUGUAGUUUUCCUGGUUUUAUAGUGAGAAUACAUGUAGUGGUACGAUAAAUAACUAACGCUUGUGAACCUUACUCGAUAGUUUGUUUCAUCAGAUGUAGUUGUUCAUUGUUUAGUAAUCCGGUUGUGUUAGAUUAUCGGUUGUACAUUGCCUUCAUAUACAAUGCAGUGCAAAAGUUCUUUAGUGUAAGUUAAAAUGAUCUUCGGACUUCAUUUUAAUCGUGUACUAAAGUGAAUACUGUAGAACACUUACUUUGUUUAUUUUAAGCAGGUGUAGUUGGCCUAGCAUGUGUGCUGUUGAAUAUUGAAACAUAAUAGAUCUGGUUAGAAACAACAAAAACUUUCUCUGCAGAGUAGCAAAUCUAGUCUCCAAAAUUGUUCAAGAUUUUAAUUACCAGUGCUCUCUCAGUGCAGAGUUUUAUUAGUGAUUUAUCUGCAAGACAAUAAGUAAUCCACAAAUAGAACGAUUUGCUGAGAAUGAAUAUGGGCAUGUAAUCAAUAGAUCUACUUGAGAUAGGGCAAGGACCUACCCCCUCUUGUCUUUUUACAAACCACAAUCAGUAAUAGCUUCAAUUUUCAUAGAUUGUUUAGCUUAUUCAAAGCAUUUAGUCAAAGCACCAUAUCUUGAACAAAGAGGAUUUAUAAUAAGUGUACUAUUCACUAUUGUAAUAGUUACAAUAAACUAUACACCAUCGUAGCAGUCCUGAAAUACUUCUUUAAAUAUUUGACAUAGAUUCUUGUAAGCGGGUGUUUAAUUUGAUUAGAUCAGUACUACAAGUUCAGUUCAGAAAUGGCUGUAUGAUUAAGAUUUUAACUCACAUAAAAUGCUUACUUCUUCACUGCUCUAAUGUAAUAUUAAAGGUAGUCUGUCGUGUUGUUACAAAAUGUUGAUAAGGCCUCAAAAACUUUGCUAAGGGUGUUUUAAUGUGAUUAAAGAUGUUUAUUGUUAACAGUUUUAUAUUUGUACAGUUAAAGGGUAUCCCUUCACUUUACACAGCACUGUUUUAUUGAAAAUAAAUUUUGUAUGUGAUGUAAAAAAAACUCUGAGUGGUUAAAUGAAUAUCAACAGAUUUCAUUAAAUUAGUCAACAACGUUUAUAAUUAUUUCAAGUAAUAGUAAAUUAAUAAGCAAUUUGUAAAUCAUAUAAUGAGGAUUUAAAAAUAUUUUAAAUUUUUGAGUUCUAAAACUAAUUUAACAUUAUUGACACUUUAUCUCCUUAUUACUAGUUUAAUUUAAUUACAGUUUAAUUAUGUUAUCUUUAUACUAGAACAAAUAUUUUAAAAUUAGACCGCUUGGUACCCUGUGUGUUUGUAAGUCAAACUACAGUAAAAUCAUGAAAUGGAUCACCUGCUACUAUGUUCUCAUGUUACAAUUUGUUAUAUUAUGUUUCUACUGACAGAAUAUCAAAUACAGUAAUUUUAUACCAACAGUUAGUAAGCCUGAUUUCAUCUUGUCAAAGAUUAAUAUUGAGACAGAGUUUAUUUUAUUCUUUUUACAAAAUAUUCUGCUGCAAUAUACACUUCAGGCCAUUUACAAGAAGUUGCUAUUUUGGUUAACAUACACUUGAUAAAAAUUGAAAUUUGUUUCAAAUAAUAUUUUGAAGAAUAUUUUUCACAAUUCUUUCACUAUCUUUAUAAAUGCUUCACUUUUAUACACGUGAUUUGGCCAGGUUAUGUUUCAGAUUGUACAAUAUAUAUAAACUGUUGCAGGGUCUAGAGUGGAUGCCUUGAUUGUAGCUUACUUUGCUUUUUUUUAAUUUUCAUAGCUUACCUUCUUUCAUAUUUUUUCUCCUAAAGUAAUGUGGUUUAGAAUUUUUAGGCUACUUGUUUGUAUACGAUACAUUAUUAUUAUAUUUUUGUUCAUUUAUGGGUUGCUACAAUUAACAUUUUUGCAUAUAUCUAUCAUAAAGGAUCAUUUUGAGCUUAUUUAAGGUAAAAUAUUUUCAAUAGUUGAUGUUCUGUAUUGGGCUUGUCUUUGCUUUCUCAUGGGUUUUCUGUGCUCAUCAUUUUCACACAAAACAUUGAUGGGUUGCUUGGUUGAAGUUAUUUCUUUUUCUGUAAUCAUCAAUAUCACAUUAACAAAGAUAAUAGAAGAGGGUUUACAGGAGAUGUUUCUCACCAUACAUUUCAUGUUUUGUCAGUGUGUUGACUGUGAACUCCUCAAAGAUACCAAAGAUAGCCUGGUGUCCACUCUACACUGUCAUGAUUUGCGGGUUUGUCACUUUAUUUAUUUUCAUCUGCGAAACUCUCGUGUGAAGGUUAAGUUAAAAUUGUACUUAAAGUUAGUGGAUUGCGUGCCUACGUUUGAACGCCUUUUGCACGAAUACUGAUGUUAAAAAUGUUAACUAUAAAUAGAUAGAUAUAUUAUUUAUAAUGGAUAGAAUAUAAAUAUAAUACUUGUUAUAUUAGUGGUGUCGUAACUGUAGGGGGCUUCCGUGUGAUUGUCUCAAGCACAAUUAAUCACCUUCCUCUCUUGAUUUUUUGUUUCUUUAAAAUGCAUAAGUAAGUAACUAAUUUAAAUUAAGUAUUUAAGAUUUGCAAUUGAUCAGAGAUUUAAUUCUAAAAUGUAACGCACUAUAAAUUUCUCAACUUAAUGAUGCAUCAAUUAAACUUUAUAAAAUGUCAAUACAACAGCAGUUACCUGAAAACUAUAUUACGAAUUGUGUAGUCCUGCUCUUUUAAGAUAUAACAUAGAUUCAAGAAUAGUUUUGUGUAGCCUUAUGAUAACAUGAUAUGUAUGCAAAAAGUAAACAAAACACUCUUGGAGCAACUUCAAUUUUUUUGUUAAUAAAAAAUAUUUUGGCCACCAGAAUAGUUUGGAUUCUUUUACUUGCUCUAGUUAGAUGGAUGAACAUUCAUGUUUCAAGAGUCAUCAAAUUCCAUAUAACAACUUUGGUUUUUCACAAUACUAUGUCCGUAAACUGAAGCUUACUUGAAUUUUGGCUUACUUUUUUUGUAUAUAUGAUAUUUAUCCCAAAUAUAAGAAUACUGAUAAAUAAGAAUAAUUAAUAAAUUUAGUUUGUUUCCAAAAAUUUUUAUUUGCUGAUAUUUUUAUUUUCUCGUGAUAUUAGUGCUUGAAACAAACACGGGUGUGCAGGAAGGUGCCUGCAAACCCCAUUUAGUCAAUUUCCAAACACCUGUAGGUUAUUGAGCUAUUUUGAUCUUAGUUCCCAAUUGGGCACCAUGUGAUGAAACGGUUGUUUUACAUAAUUUUUCGCACUGAUUGUUUGUGUGCAUUCUUUGUUUUAUCGUUUAUCGUGUUUUAAUGAUUUUUGAUUAAACAUUGUUUUGCAGUAUUUUUAAUGACUAAGUUAUGAGUUUUUUUUUAGCUGUUUAUAAUUAUAUCAUACAUUCCAGCAUUUCUUGGAAAGAUGUGGUUUGCUUUACAAUUGCUUUGUGAUUUAUGUUAAAGUUUGUUUAAUCUCCUCAGAUGUUUCUGGAUCCUCUUUUUGAAAUUCUUUCUUAGAACAGCGACAACCAUCUCAACAAGAUUCUGUGACGCUUUGAUAAAGUCCAUUGAUGGAUGGAUGGUAAAAUAUUUUAGUUUUAAUCUUGUAUCGACGCUUGAUUUGCAUAUUAAGUAUUAUUGAAUCUAAAACUACUUAAAUUUACAUCCAAACAUGAUAGAUUUUUAUAAAUAUUCUCUUCUUAUACAUAUAUCCUACUGAAUCAUAUCAAUUUUAUAAAUAUUUAUUAAUUAUUGGAAUUAAUAACAUUUAAACUAGUUAACAAAACUUUAAAUAAAACAAAUUGUGGGUAUGAUAAUUUUGGGGAAUUAUUAGUUAGUAGUUUGCUGGAAUGAACAGAACAGUUUGUUAAGUUCGUAGUUGAUAAAUUCAAAAGAACAUAUUUUCCCCACUUAAGUUGUCGCUGGGCUCUGAAAGGCGUACUUACACUCUGAGGCGUUGUUAUGUAUUGAUGUUGACCUGUAGUCAUAGUGUACAUAUGUAGAAUAUGGACUUGAACUCUUCUGUCUGACCACGUUUGCUUGAAUCCCUCCAGUUAGGAAACUGUUUCUUGAUUGAAAUUUCAAAUUCUGUUAUUGUAGUACUUAUUUGAUGACUGUUGUACAUGUUGGAUAGAUGUGAUUUUCUUUUAUAACUUUCAUUAAAUUUCUUGUAUAACCACAUCAGUUAUUGAUUUUGUUUCUCUAGUUCCAUUGCAUAGUAUGAAUUCAAAUGGGUACGAAUGCUUUAUUUCACACCGCUUUUUGGCAAAAUUUAGUACAUUAAUGUUACAAGUUCAGUAACGUAACGUAUAAGUAACUACUAAGCAACAACAUUUAAUUUAAUUUACAUAUAUGGAUUUCUCCUUCAGUUCUGUGUGUAGAGCGUGGCCCAAAUGUGGUCAGCCAGAAUUCUGCUGGCGCGUGCUGAGUGUACAUAUGUACAAAAGUGUUGAGGCAUGAAUGUACAGCUGUAGUGCAUAUUUUUAUUGUAUUGUGAUUUUAGGCUUAAGAAUAAUUAUCUUUACCUGGUGACUUAGGGGUUUUGUUCGUGAUAUUCUGAGUUUCGUCGUUACCAAACAACUAGCUUGUAGGUUAGAUAAUGGGGAGGCCUUCAGUGUCUUGCCUCCAGCGAUAGAUAGCAUGCAGCGCCGCCGCCGUCUACACAUUUUGUUUUUGUAGAUUUAGUUGUAACCUGUAACAAUUAGCCUAGCUAGUUUAAUUAUCAACGAAGGUUAAUAUUUUUUUUUACUUAGUUAUUUUAAUUUAGUUGUAUUUCAAUGAUUUUUUAAAUUAACUACCUAACUUAUGGUUUGUUUAGUUUGUUGAUGGUGAAAAAUUCUUAGCACAGCCUGAAUAAUUUGGCACAAGAUGUAAUUUAGAGUACAAGAUAGGCUCUGUCUCACCUAAAGAUUGUAAAUAGAACUCAAUGCGAAGAAAAAUGAGCUAUUUUCCUGUUCAUUGAUAGAGUAUUAUUGAAAAUAAAAUUAUGAUGAAUUAUUGUUAA
Molecule: messenger RNA, 6878 nt
Organism: Homalodisca vitripennis (glassy-winged sharpshooter)
Lineage: Eukaryota; Metazoa; Arthropoda; Insecta; Hemiptera; Cicadellidae
Gene: Mob2
Product: MOB kinase activator-like 2
Exons: 5
Coding region: 998-1843 (281 amino acids)
Biological process (GO): positive regulation of protein phosphorylation; signal transduction
Cellular component (GO): cytoplasm; nucleus
Molecular function (GO): protein kinase activator activity
Source: RefSeq, a predicted model, not a curated record